Messenger RNA from Pieris rapae (cabbage white), 3262 nucleotides. Its product is annotated as large neutral amino acids transporter small subunit 1. The transcript has 13 exons. Gene Ontology annotation, biological process: amino acid transmembrane transport. Gene Ontology annotation, molecular function: L-amino acid transmembrane transporter activity. Bases 145 to 1605 code for a protein of 486 amino acids. NCBI's taxonomy places the organism in Eukaryota, Metazoa, Arthropoda, Insecta, Lepidoptera, Pieridae. Gene Ontology annotation, cellular component: membrane. The record is from RefSeq and is a predicted model, not a curated record.
UUGAUGUUUCCUCUCUCUACAGACUAUACGUAUACUGGCGCACGGCAGUCUCGCGUUCUGUCUUGGCGGACUAAGUCGCCCUACUUGGAAAAAGGCGGGAAAAACAGUGCAGUGUACAGUUUGCCAGUUUUAUUUUAAUAAAAAAUGUCACCAAAAAGUACAAAUAGCUGUGAAGAUGAGUGUGAUACAGACGCUCUUAAAUCGGAGGCUGAAGAUGAUAAAGGUGGAUUGGAGGCGAAGAUGUCACUGCUGAACGGAAUCACGGUUAUCGUAGGUUCAAUUAUCGGCAGUGGCAUUUUUGUGUCGCCCACUGGUGUUCUGAAAUAUACCGGAAGUGUCAAUGCUAGUCUUCUAGUUUGGAUAACAUCAGGAGUUUUCAGUAUGGUGGGUGCCUACUGCUAUGCUGAGUUGGGAACUAUGAUUCGACAGAGUGGUGCUGAUUAUGCCUACAUCAUGGAGACAUUUGGGCCUUUCGCUGCUUUUAUUCGAUUGUGGAUCGAAUGUAUGAUUGUUAGACCUUGUUCGCAAGCGAUCGUUGCGCUGACAUUCAGUGUCUACGUCCUGAAGCCGAUAUUCCCAGAGUGUCAACCACCUGACGAGGCCACUAGAUUACUGGCUGCUUGCUGCAUAUUGCUAUUGACGUUUAUAAACUGUUGGUCUGUACGUGCGGCAACGAGGGUGCAGGACUGGUUCACAUACGCAAAGCUCUUGGCGCUCUUCAUCAUCAUCGCUGCUGGAAUAUACCAACUGUGCACAGGGCACGUAGAGCAUUUCACAUUUGAAGGUACAACAAAUGACGUCACUUCCAUUGCGUUAUCAUUCUAUUCCGGUCUCUUCGCUUAUAACGGAUGGAACUACUUAAAUUUCAUAAUAGAAGAACUUAAGGAUCCGGUUCGGAACUUACCUCGUGCCAUCGCUAUUUCCUGUACUCUUGUGACCAUCGUUUAUACACUCACUAAUGUGGCCUUUUACACCACACUAUCUCCUACUGAGGUACUCGGUUCAGCCGCGGUAGCAGUAACAUUCGCUGAGCGAUUGUUCGGUGCAUUUGCACUAUGUAUACCAUUGUUCGUAGCUGCGUCUACAUUUGGCGCUGUCAACGGAGUAUUACUUACGUCUUCCAGAUUAUUCUACGCGGGUGCAGCGCAAGGCCAAAUGCCUGCAAUGUUAACGAUGGUGUCUUCUCGUGCGACACCUGUGCCUGCUGUAUUAGCCGUGGCGCUUUUGUCGCUUCUCUACUUAACUGUAUCAGACAUACAGGCUCUUAUUAACUAUGUUGGAUUUGCUACAUGGUUGAGUAUCGGUGCGGCCGUGCUAUGUCUGCCAGUUCUUCGGUAUACACAGCCAAAUCUUGAACGACCCAUCAAAGUCAACCUUUUCUUCCCGAUCCUGUACAUAAUCUGCACAAUCCUAGUAGUGGCAUUUCCAGCUGUAGCAUCUCCAGCUGAAACGGGCGUCGGCUGUCUCAUGAUACUUACAGCUGUACCGGUUUAUUUACUUCUGUUGGAGCCUAGGACUAGGCUGACAGGACUCGGAUCACUUACUGAUGCAGCAACGCGUUUAAUACAGAAGUUAACAUUAUCGGUGCGACCAAAAACAAAGUAAUUAACCACAGACUACAAUUCGGACUGACAGCCACAAUGAACUAUGUAUUCUUCCUCUUCAAUGUAUUAUUUUAUUUUGAAUGGGAUCAAAACCUCAAAAGUAGUGUCGUAUGAAUUACUUUGUCUGUAUUUGCUAAAAAACAUAUUUACCAAGAGAUGGUAAAAUUAUUAUAACGAUUUGGGAAUGAACUAUAUAUAGUUCAAAUUAGAGAGAUCUGAUGUUUAUGAACAUGUCGACGAAUAACUAUUAUCAUAGCUAUAAGUAAAAUUAAGUUUGAGAACAUUUUUUUAAAGCUGGAGCUCAUGAUCAUUAUUAAGAAAAAAGCUUUAAGAAUGCAUUUGAUGUUUGAUAGUUAUCUGAUAAAAAUAUAUACACGACAGGUUUCAAGCAUAUUUUGUUAACGCUUUUAGAAUAAUUAACAUUAUAACAAUAUUCUUUCCCUUUGGCUCUAACACUGUUUGUGCAUUAGCCAGAACAAUAUUCUUUGUACUGAAAUUGUAAUACAAUUAUGAAGUUCUUCAUAAUCUGUAAUGACCAAUCACAAAUGUGUAGCGAUUUGACAUUUAAAACGAUUUAGAUUCACACAAGUUCAAAUGUGAAUAAAAUUUCCAUCUAUUGUCUAUUUCUAAUUCGUUCGCGCUUGGACAUGUCUUAAAUCUUUGCCUGAAUGUUGUAUCUUUGUCAAUAUUGUGUAAUAAUCGUAUAAGAUUGGCUUAAAAUACGUUUAUAAUUUAAAUAAUAAUUGUGUUGUAAAAUUCAUUUGUAUGAAAAAAAUACACUUUGAAGUUUUAAACUUACAAAAUAUGGUUUGUGUUGUUUAAAACAUGGUUCAUUUGCGCGCCAAUAAUUAUGUAUUAAAUAAGUCUUGUUUUCGCCAUUUCCUACUUCCUAAUGUUGGACAAUAUUUUUACUAGAAAUUUUUAUAGCUUUUUUAAAGUAAUCGAGUAGAUAAUAUAGAAUCAUAAUUUUUUACUUAGCUCUGUGACUACAUUUUAGUGACAAAUAAGUACCUCUUAAGGUUAUUUAUCAUUUAUAACAAAAUGGCUGUGUUUAAUUUUACAUUCCAUUAAAGUUAUUUGGAAUAUCGUUUGUAAUGCUUUUAUAAUAAAUAAAUUGCAAAGUUUGUUUAUUUUGUAAAUACGUAUAGCUACUUUCAUACAUGACAUUCCAAAUUAAUUAAGGUUUUUAUUUUAUAAAUAUUCGGCUUACAAAGCGUUGUAGUUGCCAAGGUCGCGGAAUCCAUAUGUUUUUUCUAAUAGUGGUAUAAAGAAGUAACUUUAAGAAGGCAAGAGAAAACUAUACAUUAUGCGUUCUCUAUACACAUUUACUUAAAACAAAUGGCCGUCAUGCAAAAUGACAUAAUUGAAAUAUCAGUAUGAAUAUAAAAAAGCAUUUUUUAAAUAUCUAUGAGCAGUAUUGGCUCUAUUAAGAAAAUAGACGAAUACAAAACAUACAGAAAUCCAAGACCAAAACCGUAGAUAGCGCCGCUAGUAUUUUUAAACGGUUUUAUUUAGCUCAACCCGUUUGUUUUAUUCUUUUUAAUUUCUUCUUGGGUCAAAUUCAGUAAUUCAAAUUUCACCCUCUUCCUGUCAGCCUAUUAAUCUGAAAUUUUGCAUACACUUUGGAUUUUGGUGACAAUACAAUUAUGUUUAUUCAU